GAUUAAUUGCUGCGUGCGUCUUUCUUGUAUUAACAUCCCAAAUAUAUUGAUAAUAACAGUCAUUAGUAAUUCCCGCAGAGACAGACAGACAGAGGGGGGGCGAUGCGGUGAGUUUGUCGCCGCCUUGUGGACGCGGCCGGUACUGUCGCUGUUUAACGAGGUAAUGUUUUUUCUCGCAGCAGCAGUGUGAGGAUAACAAGCCAGCGGAUCUGAGCUGCGGUUAAAAGCGCUUGUCAACCGACCGACCAACCGACGGCUGAUAAGCUGAAAACAUUUCUCAACACGAAUUUCUUGUUUUUAAAAAGCAGCAGCGACGAAGAUUUGUACGUGUGUGUGUGUGUGUUUGUUUAUCUUCACGGGACGGGAGUUUGUCCGAGGAUUAACACACCAGACUCGGCUGAAAGAAGCGGCUGCGAUAACCGAUUUUUAAAGAGUUCAAAUUGUUGGAUUAUUCUUCCUUUUGCUUCAUUUGUUGAGGAUUUUUUUUUUUCUUUUGCUCUCUUGUUUGUUGUCUGAUGAUUUGAGCGUUGGACAAAGUGUGGAUACAGACCGAGCGGACACUUGUUGAAACAUUUUUAAACCGAGCGAACCGUUUUUUUUCACCAACCGCCAGUGCGCGAGCUCUGCUAACGUCGCUAAAUUAAAACAAAACAGCUGCUACUACAACUUUCUCUUGACAACAAGCGCCACAUAUUUUCUGGAUUACCCUCCCCGUGUGUGUGUCUGUGUAAAUGUUGGCCGGUGUCGAGCGUCUGCGAGUCGGCAAAGUGCGUCGAGAGAUGGCACUGACAGCAGCUUAGCUUCGGUUUAGCUUAGCUUUAGCGGCUAACGCGAUGCUAGCGUCGGAUUCAAACAAGUGGUCCGCUUUAAAAAAAGAAAAAAAUGUCAAAAUGAAGUCGUUUAACUUCUUGUAACCGACGCGCCGGCUUUUAAAAUGAGUUGUUAGACUCAGUCGGAUGAGUUGCAAAUGUUUUAAUUGAUUCGACAACUUUUUUUUUGUUUUGUUUUUGUAAACAUUAGCUUAGCCACUGCUAGCUCAUACUCUGAAUUAACUCUAUGGCUUUAACGGAGACACUUUGAAGAUUAAAACAACUACCAGCAACACCUUUCCACUCCUCUUUAAAAAAAAAAAAAGUAGCUGAAGUUUUGUUAGAAACACUGCGGCCCGCACCAUGUCCGGCUCCCCGGGCACAGGUGGCUCAAACCCGAGGAAGUUCAGCGAGAAGAUCGCGCUGCACAACCAGAAGCAAGCAGAGGAGACGCGGGCCUUUGAGCAGCUGAUGACAGACCUCACUGUUUCCAGGGUCCAGUUUCAGAAGAUCCAGCAGCUUCGUUCGUCUCAGACACGGGCGCCGUACUAUGGAGGCUCUCUGCCUAACGUCAAUCAGAUUGGCAACGCCAGCACUGAAUUUCAGGGUGGAUUUCCGUCAGGGUUGGACUCAGUCAGAGGGACCCGCCAUCACGGAUUGGUCGAGAGGGUCCACAGGGACCGCAACCGCAUCAACUCUCCCCAUCGCCGACCCAUCGACAAGCAUGGACGGCAGAUAGAGAGCUCUCCCUAUGGAGCUGUGUACCUGUCCCCACCUCUGGACAACAACUGGAGAAGGGAACAGCAGCCAUGGACUGAGGAAAAACGGCCUGGGUUUAGAUUAAUAUCACAACUCAACAGAACCAACUCGGACUCUGCUCUGCAUACGAGCGCUAUGAACCCAAACCCUCAGGACCCCUUUGGCAUGAAUCAGCAGAUGGGUCGAGGUCCCCCACAGCGUAAUGGUUGGCAUGCAGCUAGUGUAAAUGAAGCAGAGGUGGACGGCUCUGGAAAUGUCUUCUCCUUCCCCUCUCUGCCAAACGAGGAGAGUCUAAUAGGUGUCAGUAAGCCCCUUCCCAAGCAGCUGUGGGAGGCCAAGAAGGUCCAGUCUCUGGCAUCGAGGCCUAAAUCAUGUGAAGUGCCUGGAAUCAACAUUUUCCCGUCUCCAGAGCAGAACCUCGGUCUGUCCCACUACCAGGGCUUGUUAAAUACCGGCGGCUCCCUGCCUGACCUCAGCAACCUGCACUUCCCAUCACCACUCUCCACCCCGCUGGAUCCUGAAGACAACGGAGGGUACCCGAACCUCAGCGGGGGCAGCAGCACCGGAAACCUGCCAGCCGCCAUGAUGCACCUAGGCAUUGGCAACUCGCAGGGUCUCUCCUCAUCUCUGAGCAAUCCCUCGAUCCAGGCGUCCCUCAACAACUGCCAGCUGCAGUCAUCGCUCAGCAAUCCUUCCAUCAACUCGUCCCUGCGUCUGUCCAACAACUCCCCCCGGCGACGGCCAGCUCCCAUCAGCCCCCUCACCCUGUCUCCUGGCAGCGAGCAGCGCCGGGGUCUGGCCAAGCAGCUGUCCCCCACCAUGUCCCCCUCGCUGUCUCCCAUCACACAGGGAGUUGCUUUGGAUACCAGCAACAUGCCAAGGGAGCCGCCCCCACCCUAUCCGCUAUACCAACAAUCCCAGCAUGCAGUGGACCAGAGCCGACAACGUCAACAGCAACACCAGCAGCAACACCAGCAGCAACAGCAACAGCCUCCACAACAUCAACAUCAACAUCAACAGCAGCAGCCUAUUUCCCCCCUUCAGAACAUCCAAAUGGAUUUCACCACAGGCCAACACAACAACAUGGCGACGCUCUUCAACGACCCCUUCAUGGAGCCACAGUUCUCCAAUCACCAGAGCAAGACCCUCCCCUAUCAGCUGGACCAGUUCUCUCUGUUGGAAAACGCCAUGAGCUCCACAGCGGGGGGUUCCUGCUACGACCCUUCCUCUUCCUCACCGUUACUCUACUACUCCCAGGCCGCGCUCGCAGGGCUGGGCGGCAGCCACGGCAACCUGCAGGACCCGAUGCACAUGAGGUCCAACAUGCUGUACUCUAACUGCAGCGGCGGACUGCCCAACAUCAUACUCACCGAUGACUCCAACCCGAGCCUGUCAAAGGACAUCAGCAGCGCUCUCUCCACAGUGCCCGAAUGUUUCGACUCGGAAGGAGGCUUCCCGUUGGAGGACGAGCUGCGCAUCGAGCCCCUCAGCCUGGACGGCCUAAGCAUGCUCAGCGAUCCCGACAUGGUGCUGCCGGACCCAUCGGUGGAGGACACGUUCCGCAGCGACAGACUCUGAGCGCAAAGAGCGUCACGUGGAGCUUCGAUGGGAAAGAGAAACCACACGUGGAUUUGCAGUGUAUAGAGUGUACAGAUCUGAAUAUGCAUGCAAAUGAUCUCUAUAGGGCCACUGUGCAUGCGUCCACUGCCACUAAGAUUCGUUAAAUGUGAAAGACGUGAACACACACUUUUUUUUAAAGGAGGAGACCCGUGAACAAACAUUGUUUACGCCUGCUUCAUGCAAAGCUCGUGUCGCUCAGACGUUGUUCUAAACGAGGUGGAUCGACACAGUUUUCAGGUUUUUUAGAAAUCAGCACUGGGAGCAGGAGCAGGUCUUUAGCUGUGAGAGUGUGCACCUCCCUCUAGACCGCUUCCUCUCCCCCAACCCUCCAACCAAAAAAAAAAAGAAACCCAACAAACUCGAACAUGUGAGAGACGAUGCAGCGAGGAAGCCACUUCUUUCUUUCUCUUCACCAAAGCAGCUCACACCUCCCCGGAGCCUUGGCAACCCUGUCGCCAUGGUUACGCAACAUAGCAACCCCCCCUCCCAUCGCCAUGUGCUAAGUGAAGAGCAGCAAAAAAAAAAAAAAAAAAAAA
Molecule: messenger RNA, 3724 nt
Organism: Larimichthys crocea (large yellow croaker)
Lineage: Eukaryota; Metazoa; Chordata; Actinopteri; Sciaenidae
Gene: crtc3
Product: CREB regulated transcription coactivator 3
Exons: 15
Coding region: 1173-3146 (657 amino acids)
Biological process (GO): positive regulation of transcription by RNA polymerase II; protein homotetramerization
Cellular component (GO): nucleus; cytoplasm
Molecular function (GO): cAMP response element binding protein binding
Source: RefSeq, a predicted model, not a curated record